Salvelinus sp. IW2-2015 is the source of this 873-nucleotide messenger RNA. Lineage: Eukaryota; Metazoa; Chordata; Actinopteri; Salmoniformes; Salmonidae. The record is from RefSeq and is a predicted model, not a curated record.
AUGGCCCUUCCCUUUGGCCGCCCAGGCACCGGCAUUCCUGGACAUCCCCCCCACCCUGCUCUUUCCCACCCAGUGAUGAUGAUGCACGAGGAGGACAUCCCCACCACCAUGGGUCCCAGCCACUCUGCCGUUAUGCCCCCCUGCCAGCCUCCAGUCCCUAGAUGCCCAUCGCCUACCCAAGCAGACCACGACCCCCUACCCCCCUUCAUCCUGAACCCUGGACUGGCCUCGACCCACCAGCAUACCCUCCACCAGCAUCCUCCAGCCCAGCUACUCAACCCCAGCAUACCUCCGCCGUUACCCCUCCAGCCCAGCAUACCCAGCCCAGUUUACCCCCAGCCAGCAUACCCUCAGCAGCAUACCCUCCAGCCCAGCAUACCUCCAACCCAGCAUACCCUCCAGCCAGUUUACCCUCAGCCAGCAUACCCCCCAGCCCAGUUUACCCCAGCCAGCAUACCCUCCAGCCCAGCAUACCCCCAGCCCAGCAUACCGUCAGCCAGUCUACCUCAGCCAGCAUACCCCAGCAGCAUACCGUCCAGCCAGUUUACCCCCAAACCCAGCAUACCCCACCAGUUUACCCUCCAGCCAGCAUACCCCCAGCCAGCAUACGUCCAGCCCAGUUUACCCUCCAGCCCAGCAUACCCCAGCCAGCAUACCGUCCAGCCAGUUACCCCCAACCAGCAUCCCCCAGCACAUACCCCCAGCCAGCAUACGUCACCCAGUUUUACCCCCAACCCAGCAUACCCCCAGCAGCAUAUCCCCAGUCCAGUUUACCCCCAGCCCAGCAUACCCCCAGCCAGAUACCCCAGCCCAGCAUACCCCCAGCCCAGUGACAGACGACAGAGAAAACACCAUACCCAUGCCUUGGCCUAA